Molecule: messenger RNA, 3771 nt
Organism: Phlebotomus papatasi
Lineage: Eukaryota; Metazoa; Arthropoda; Insecta; Diptera; Psychodidae
Product: integrin alpha-PS3-like
Exons: 7
Coding region: 185-3475 (1096 amino acids)
Biological process (GO): cell-cell adhesion; cell-matrix adhesion; integrin-mediated signaling pathway
Cellular component (GO): integrin complex; external side of plasma membrane
Molecular function (GO): integrin binding
Source: RefSeq, a predicted model, not a curated record
GUCUUCAGUCUUUCGCGGGUGUUCAAUGUGAGAAGAUGGAUCCAAAACCAGUCGUUUAAGUCGCAGUUUGACAAAAAAAGCUUAAAUUAUUUCAAUAUAUAGAGACACGGUGUCUAAAUCACGGGAAAGUGUGUGUGUGAUUCAUACUUUUAGUCAUUCUUUUGGAGGUGCUUAAUCAUCAAAAAUGCCUUUCUGGCGCACACUUUUGAUGCUCUUGGGCACUAUGGCACCAUCAAUAGCCUACAAUUUGUCUCCUACACCCAAUCAUAUCCUCGAGGAACCACCGCUAGUGACAAACUUUCCUUCAAGAAAAAAUCAAAGCUCAUAUUUUGGAUACAGCAUCAAUUUGAGAUCCAACAGCAUCAUCGUUGGAGCGCCACGUGCUGCACCAAGGCUUGAAAGUCAACGCAAUAUCCUUGAACCUGGAGCAAUCUAUAAAUGCGAUAUUCAAAACUCAACCUGCCAUCUCUACACCUUUGAUAAACGAGCUAAUGUUCAAGUAGAGGGAAACCCAAUUCAGUCAGAAUUUAAGGAUGAGCAGUGGCUGGGCGCCUCAAUGGACGGAUCUGGUCGGGAUGACAGCAAAUUCGUAGUUUGUGCAUCGCGAAACUUCAUCAACUACACCGGUGUAGAAUACUUUUUACAUGGUUCAUGCCACUGGGUUGAAAAUACAACUGACGCCCAACCUCAAGGAGCCCGGCAGAUUGCACCAUUAAGAAAUUUAAAUCGUCAAGUGAUUAAAGCUGAUAACGUCUUUUUGUACAUGAUGGCUCAAAUGGGACUAAGUGUUCAUGUAACGGAAGAUGGCGAAGAAAUCCUAAUUGGGGCUGUUGGUAUAUACAACUGGAUGGGUACCGUAGUCCGGUAUCGACGAAUAUCUAUCGAUAUAGGUUUAUCCAGACGAGAAACCAGUAACCUUAAUCACCAGCCAAGAUCAGGUCAACUAAAUGCCGGCUUCAGCUACGCUUCAGACAUCCCAAAUCCAGAAACAUGGAACCAACAGAAUUUCUCAUAUUUUGGCUAUGCAGUCAGUUCGGGCUUCUUUCAUGGUUCUGGAACUGGCAAACUUUUAUACAUCGCCAGUGCUCCACGAAUUGACGAGGUUUACCUAUUUGACAUAAUAGAUCAACCCGGUACAAUAGACACUAAGACAAUUCAAAAAUUCUGGACAUUCAAAGCACCUCAAUUUGGCGAAUAUUUCGGUUCAACACUUCUCGUUGAGGACUUCAAUGGUGACGGUCUUCCAGAUUUGGCUAUUGGAGCACCCUACCAUCGUAAGAGCGAACAUGAUAAUGGAGCUGUCUAUACCUACACAAAUCUGGGAAAGCUGCAGUUCACAGAUGAACCUACCAAAAUUACAACAGAUUACGAACUAAAUGGGAAAUUUGGACUGACUUUAGGCAAAAUUGGUGACAUCAAUCUGGAUGGAUACAAUGAUUUGGCCGUUGGAGCUCCCUAUGAAGGCGACGGAGCAGUCUACAUAUUUUUGGGUAGUCGUGAAGGUUUGCAACGAAAACCAGUACAAAAACUAACAUCUCCAGGUGGAAAUCACCUCUUUGGCUACAGUAUCUCCCGCGGAGUCGACAUAGAUGCAAAUGGUUAUCCAGAUAUUGCAGUUGGAGCCCCAGAAAAUGAAACAGUAUUCAUCUAUCGUACGUAUCCAGUGGUCAAAGUGAUAGGCUCAUUAAAUCCACAAAAUCGCGAAUUAGACAUUGGAGAUACAACUUUGAAAUUUAACAGUUGCUGGAAUCUUCAAUCACCAACCACCUUCCCUUCAAAUGUACGAUUAUCGAUAAAAGUUAUUGCUGAUGCUCAAUAUGGAAGAAUAACGUUUCCUGAUGGUGGAAAAGUACAGGAAUUUGAAGUGAAUGUGAGUCCUCAAAAUUACAGCCAUUGCAGAGUAUUUGAUGUUGCAGUGGAAUCUCGAACAGAAAUCAUCUUUAAACCCAUAGAUUUGGAGAUGUCGUGGAAAAUUCUAGACAAUACACCACAAGAAGGAGAAUUUUGUCAAAACUGUGUCUAUCUGAAUCCAAAUGAAGUGUCCUAUGUCAGGAGUCAGGUUGUUUUCAACACCGGCUGCAAGAAUACUCCAUGCAGGGCAGACCUACGCAUCUCUGGAAAUUUAAUAGCUCCGCAACCCUACAUUUUGGGAUCUAAAGGACAUUUCAGGGCUCAGUAUGAAAUAACAAAUCAUGGAGAGGCAGCUUAUUUGCCCAAAAUAACCAUUGAAAAGAGUCCAAGUCUCAGCAUAAUGAAAAUCUUGCCCAAUUGUCUUGUCGACAGCGAUGACAUUAUGACAUGUGUCCUAUCAACAGAACCCCUAUUAAAUGGUCAAAGUCAUCCAAUCACCUUCGGAUUUGAUCCAUCAACACUGGAAGGAUCCGAAGCUUUUAUCAUAGCCAAUGUUUCAAGUACAGGAGAAGAAGAGAAUCCUGAAGAUAAUACCAGUGAAUUUACCAUUGCUAUCCAGGAAAUGAGUGAAAUUGAGAUUGUGGGACAAUCAUCGCCACCAUUUGUCGCCAUCAGGGAUCGAAAUGACCAAGAAAACAUAACACAUGCCCUUCAAUUUUACAAUCAUGGUCCCACAGUACUCCCUGCCGGUCAAGUCAAGGUAAUCUUUGACAUACCAGUUUCCCUACUACGCGGUAACCGAUGGAUAAACUUUAUUAACUUUGGAGAUAUCACGGCUAUUAUCCACUACAAAUCCCACUCCCUCAAUGUUGUAUGGACUCAGAAUGAUACAUUCCUAAUUCAGAAUCCAACUGAAUAUACCACAAGCUUUCCUGCAAUUGCCGAUGAUCUUAAUGCUAUUAACUACGAUGCUUCAAAACUUGGAUUCGAUUUGAAUAUGGAAGGGAACCAUGAUAAUGUCAAUCAACAGGAUGAGUUCAAUCAACUAUUUCGGAAGAAAAGGAACAUUGAAACGACAACAACAUUCAAUCCAUACACCCUAGGAAUCAAGCAGGAAUAUUUAACCAGUACCCGAAGUCUGGAUGAAGCCACUUUUGGCUCGCACAUCAACAAAACGAUAUUUUUGGACUGCAAUCAAGAAGAUGUGGAGUGUAUUAGAGGAACUGUAACUAUUCCUGGUUCAGUUACACCAAGAGACGCUCCCAUUGUUGUAAAACUAACGUUUCCAGUAGAUCUUCAGUCUAUUAAUUCAGUUCUUGAUGAAUAUAGAGACUCUUUAGUACUAAGAGUAGCAUCUCUAGUGACUAGAGAUGAUGAUGAAGCUCAGAAGAUGAUAAAAAUCACAGAAACACCCUCAUACACCCAUUUUGUCCAGGACAUUCCACAAGAGUUGCAAAUUUGGGUGAUUAUAGUGUCAGUCAUAGGGGGUCUUCUACUCCUAACAAUCAUCACCUACAUCCUAUACCGGUUGGGCUUCUUCAAACGCGAGAAGAAAGCUGAAAUUGCAAGACUGGUUCGAGAGAGUCAAAUUCAAGCUGCGAUGGAAAGUGAAGAUGAAGACUAAAUAAUUCCAGGAUUAAAAAAUCACAUGACAGACUCGACAAAAGCAUCCCAAAUAAAACCAGGAUAUCCCUGAGAUGUAGCAAUUAAGGUGCCAUUAUAUAAUGUUAGUCAGAUUGAUUUUCAAUCAAUUCCAUCGAGUGAUAUUUUUAUAGUCACUUUUAAAUCAUCCCUAAUAAUUUUAUUUAGCAAAAAAAUAGUCUUAAACAUUUGAUAAGGAGAUUAUAUUUUAAUUAAGUCACAAAAUCAUUCUUUGACAUUUUAUACAAAGAAAAUAUAGAUAAAAAUUACAAGUUCAAU